AUGAGCUGGUACUUUCUCGGUCCUUUAGAUGGCAGUAAUGAAGCUCAAGCAGCAUGAGUCGAGUGAAGAAGAGCUGGAAGGCGGUACUGAUGUGACACGCAUGGAAAAGAAAAGUUGAAGAAGCGGAUGAAAAAGAAAGCACUCUGAUGAACUGGAUUAAUUGCCUCUGAAAGACAAUGAGUCUGGUGCUGCAUGAUCUGCUGGUGUGCUGCCGAGGACUUGAAAAUGAGAAAGCCACAGAGAGAAAGAAAGAGGCGGAUCGCUUUAGGAGGCUCAUCCGUUCACGGGACACGGUGGAGGAACUUGAUCGAACGUCAGGAUGCAAAGGCUCCAAGCAGCUCACCUGGGAUGCUGUUUUCCGGUUUUUACAGAAGUUUCUUCAAAAAGAGACAGAACUUCUGCAGUCAGGAAAAGCCAACGUUUCCGCCACCACGCAGGCAAACCGACAGAAAAAGAUGCAGGAAAUUAGCAGCCUGAUGAAGUAUUUCAUCAGAUGCGCCAACCAGCGCGGUCCAAAGUUAAAGUGUGCAGAGCUGAUUUCUCAUGUGGUGGAGGUCUUACAGAGUCCGUUCAGCUGUGCAGCGUACGGCGAGGACUACAGCAGUAUUCUGCUAAAGAACAUCCUGUCUGUCCGUAAAUACUGGUGUGAGAUGAGCCAGCAGCAGUGGCACAGUCUGUUGGAUUUGUACUGUGGGUUGUUCAGUAAGGGGUCCAAGUCAGGGACCAAUAGAGUCCAAGUGAGUCGCAUCAUCUACACGGUUGUUUGGGGCUGUUGUGUCCAAACAGAGGGAUUAUCCCACACUCUCUUUAACUUCUUCCUGAUGGCUCUGAAAAGGCCGGAUGGACAGCUAAUGAUUCUGGAGAACCUGGUGUCUGCUGUGAACGUUUUUCUGCGCUCAGUGCUUCUGUCCAGCAGAAAGAGGGUGUGUGGUCUGGGUGAGGAGGUUCUGUCGUCCAUGCUGCGUGUUUAUACUGAGAUGAGACCCAGCUUGGUGCUGAAAGAGGAGCUAGUGAAGUUUUUCCACCUCCAGCUUUGUGUUCAUCACCCCAGAGGGGCAAAGACUCUUGAGACAGGUGCUUAUGCAGAAGACUGGGUCAGAUGGCAGGGUCAGCUCUGCACCCUCUAUGAUGCUCUUGUCAGUGAGAUCAGUCAGAUUGGCAGCAGAGGGAAAUAUGCCACCGGCUCUCGUCACAUAGCUGUGAAAGAAAAUCUCAUUGAACUGACAGCUGAUGUCUGCCACCAGUUGUUCAAUCAAAGCACUCCUGUUUCGGAAGUGACUACAUCUCUCUGUCGGGAUACUCAGCGGGACAGUCUGCAGAGCUGCAAACGCAGACGAAUUGAGCCAUCACUGAUAAAUUGGGAGGUGAUACGUUCCAAACUGCAGCCCCACCACAGCGACUUUGACAUGAUUCCCUGGUUACAGGUCACAGCUGCUCUGAUAUCCAAAUACCCAUCUACCCUGUCUGCUGAUGAUCUUGUGCCUCUGCUGGGGCUGCUCUGCCAGCUUCAGGGUGAACAGCAGCGUCGGGGCGAGAGGGGACCGUACGUCCUGCGCUGUCUGAGGGAGGUGGCGCUCUGCCAUGCCAAGAGCUCAGCAAACUGCUCUGAGGUGGGCCGUCUGUGGGGCAGAGUUUGGGCUCUGGCUCUGCGUGGAGUCGGCUCAGCCCAGAUCGGGAGCUUGUGUCUGGAGCUGUUGCGUAUCAUGGUGCAAGAAUCUCUGGUGCCUGUCGAUAGAGAGUUCUGGAAAGUCUUCUCUGGUGCUGUUUGCAAGCCCUCUCUCGUUGGUGCCCUCUGCUUGGCCCAGGCCUUGUUGAAGUGCUCCAUCCCUAAAAGUGUUCACAAUCAAGACGUCACCAGUGGAGUGCUGAUGGAGACGGGUGGAGAGCCGCCCACUCUGACAGACUCAAUCAUCAGCUGGCUGGUCAUGAACGAACAGAAUGAGGAGACGGAGGAGAACAGCAGACCUCACCUCAUUAUCACCAGGGAUUUUCCAAUGAACCUCAUUCCUAGAAUUCUGGUCUCUUUGACACUGAAAGAUAGCAGAGCAGGACUGAUGUUUCUGAUGGGCAGCCUGAAGCCAGAGAGUUUCUGUCCACAGAGUUCCUUCUUCACUGAGGGGAAAGACAGUUUGGGGGAGAUUGAGAGUCUCUUCCUUCAGUUCAGUUUUGAUGACACGCACUCCAAUACUGGUGCUACGAUUGACAAAGACAUUGUUUACUCCGAGAAACCACAGUUCACUGUUAUUCAAGCUCUCAGAAGCAAAUUGGAGCACAGUCUCCUGUCUGUUGCUGAGCAGCUGUUUAACUGCUACUCUCCUGAUAGUUCAAACACUCCCCACGUGUGUGUGUUGCACUGUGUUUCGCUGCUCACUGGCGUUCUGGCUGCUUAUGUGUGUACCGGGCUCCUCACAGAAGAGCAGGCCUGUCACUCUCCCCUCUUCCUAAAAGCCAAGGCAUUGGUUCAUGAAUUUAGUCACUAUAUAUCAACGGCCAAGAGCAAACUAAAUGAGAAUGAUACCAUCAAAGCAAUUCAGUCAGUGAUGCUGUUGUGCGCUGAGAGUAUUAGCAGAAGAGAACAGGAGGACGAAAUUUCCACCACUUCUCGCAAUUUAUUCAUGAAAACUUUGCCUGUGAGGUUGCUAAAUGACCUGUGUGACAUAUCUAAACAACUGUUAAGCAACUCAAGUAAAAAGGACAACACAGUCAUGGAGAAUGACCCAAUGGAUGAAGAUAUGGAUAUGAGCAGAACCCAAAUGGACACUCAGGAGGAGAUUGAUCUCUUUGAAGAUGGAGAUGGGACACACCACAGCACUUUCAGACCUCACCAGUCUAAUGAAGAAGCUGCUGAUUCAAAGUACACAACAGGGACCAAGAGUGCAUUAUCUGAGGAACAUUUAUCCAGACAAGACUUGGCCUUCCUGUCUGUGCUUGGUUUCCUGUCCCUAUGUGCAUCUUCAGAACUCAACGGUGGAUUCUCCUUCAAACCUCUGGACACCCAACGCAAAUUGCUCAAACUGUUGGACCUCAUAGACUUCUCUCAGAUGCUUCACCUCCACAUGUAUCUUUCAUUGCUGAAGAAACUCCCAGCAGAAAUCACAUCUCUGGAUCCUGAAGAAUUCGAUACUCUUCUAAGGCCUCUGGCAGAUGUUUGUUCUCUAUAUCGGCAAGACCAGGAGGUGUGUGCUGCCAUCCUGUGCUCUCUUCUGCCGUCCAUCCGCUGUCUGGGCCGCACUCCUUCUGUGAGCGAGCAGGAAGAUGAGAUGGCACAUAUCAAAGGAGCUCUGCUCAAAGUCAUAUCAGGAUUCUGCAUCUUGGGUAAAUCUGGCAAAUGUACUUCAGCGGUGAGAGUGGCACUAAGGCAGUGUUUACUGGCUUUGCUGGAGGUGGACCCAUGCUGUAAGUGGGCGGAGCUAACACUGCGGGAGGAGGAGCUACCGGUGUCUGUGGUUCUCUCCUCUCAUUUAGCAGAUGCCAAUCACCAUGUGUGUAUGUUGGCAGCACUGUCCGUGGAGAGCUUGUUCCUUAAAAAAGGACCGGAUGGCAGUGGCACGAUGAUGCUUCCGCUAAAGAACCAGCAGAUGGCCUUUGAGAAUAUUUACCUCAAGGCUCAGGAACGAAUGAGGGUGCAGAAAAACUGUCCUUCGGAAGACCUGCCUGACGAGACCUUUAAUCGACGGGCAGUCUUGCUGAAAAGUGUCUCGAUGGUGAUGUCCUGCAGUCCUGUGUGUGAGAAGCAAGCCCUGUUUGCACUCGUUCAGUCCUACAAGGAGAACAGCAUUGAUGAGCAACUAAUCAAAAAGGUGCUGAGAGGUGUUUCCCGGUCACUUGGGUACAGGGACUCUAAGAGUUUAAUUAAUGCACACCUGUAUUAUCUAGUGGCCGAGUGGCUGAACCAAAAACAGUCCGAUGCAAGUUACACACUACAGUCCUUCCCCUACAUAUUACUGGACUACUGCAGUCUGGAAGAGUUUUACAGGUCAUCCUACCAUGUGCUGAUCCCACACCUGGUCUUCCUGAAUGAUUUUGAGGAGGUGAAAUCCAUCGGUGCUCACUUGGAUAAGGACUGGAAGCAGCUGCUGGCUAAUUGCUUUCCCAAGAUCAUGGUUAACAUCCUGCCCCACUUUGCCCUCGCUGGGCAAGACACCCAUGUGGCACAGCAGAGAGAGAAAGCUCACAGGGUGUAUGAUUUACUGAAAAACAGCAACUGCCUGGGAAAACAGCAAAUUGACAGUUUGAUUUGCAACAACCUGGCUGACAUUGUGGUGGAGCUGUUAAUGACACUGCAUGAGACAGAAGGGGCGGCAGCGGGUGGAGGAGACCUACAGAAAUUUAUUGGAGAGUUGGAUCCUGCUCCAAACCCACCGUUCUUCAGCUCAUAUGUGAUCAAAGCCACGCUGGACUACCUGAGCAAAUGCCACAGCGCCAGUCACAAGUCUCUGGUGGCCAUCCUGUCCAAGACUCCUAUGUCCAUUCAGAAGAUUCUCAUAGCAAUCUGUCAGAAGGCUGCUGAGACCACCAACGGCUACGAGAGGCACCGCAUACUGAUGAUGUACCACCUGUUCGUCAGCCUGCUGCUCAGAGAGGUGAAGGACGGGCUGGGCGGAGCCUGGGCGUUUGUGCUGCGUGACAUCAUCUAUACACUCAUUCACCACAUCAACAGCAGGUCAUGUCAGCAGGAUGAGGUGUCCACUCGGAGUCUGUCCCUGUGCUGUGACUUGUUGUCGCUGGUCUGUCAGACAGCUGUUCAGUACUGUGAUGAUGCUCUAGAGAGCCACCUGCAGGUUAUUGUUGGUACUCUCACAGCACAGGUCACUGAUCAGUCUGCCAUAUCUCAGCAGGUCCUCAGUCUCCUAAGGUUCCUGGUAAUUGAAAACCCGGAGAACAGCAUGUUGAGAAAUUCCAUACCCCUUCUGGAGCCUUUUCCUGACCGAGCACACUUUAGAGAUCUGAGAGCCGCCCAACACGCUCUCAAAUACAGCUCAGGAGCCUUCACUCUCAGACAGGAAAUUGAGCAUUUUCUGUCUGUAACAUCCUGUGAUUCUUUGCCCCUGGCUCGUUUGGAGGGGUUGAAAGAUCUAAAAAGGCAACUUCAAAGCCAUAAACAGCAGAUAGGACAACUCUUGAAAGAAUGCCAUGCUGAUCCUGCCAGCUGUAUUUUGGUUAAGUUGGUUCUUAACCUUCUUCAGCUUUGCAAAAUCGCAGCUAACCAUCCUGGUGGAGGAGACAUCUUGAAGGCUGCUGGCCGGUGCCUAGGAGAACUUGGUCCAGUUGACUUAUCAUCCAUAGCCUUGCACCAUGGGAAAGACCAGCUGUAUACUAGAGCAGCCGAUUUGUCCCCUGACGUUCCUUUUCAGUGGAUCUUCAUCAUCCUGAACUGCAUGGACAAUGCACUCACACAUCACAGUAUUGCUGUGCGUCAGGCUGCUGGCAUAUGUCUGAAGGACAUAUUGGCCACUCAGUGUGGGAUUGAAUUUGGCGAAAUGUAUAAAAGCAAAAGGGACCCUUUGCUGGCAUACCUAAACCCCUUUCGCUCUGCCAAGAAACGGGAGAUCAUCGUGAGUAUGGAAGUGACUUCAGAGUCAAGACAUAGGCUGGACAAUUCUGAACUCUGGUUAGUGCAACCUGGUGGAAACAAGGACUGGUUAAAGAACCUGUCUAUGGCUCUGUUAGACAGUGGAGGUGUCCGCAAUGAGGCUCUGCUUCUCACCAGACCUUUAUGUGAGGUAAAAACAGAUUUCUGUCAGAGAAUGCUGCCACUCUUUGUUCAUGAUAUUCUUCUGGGAGAUGUGGAUGGUUCCUGGAGGCAGCUGUUAUCCACACACAUCCAGAGUUUCUUCAGUCAGUGCCGCAGACCCUCCACACCCACCAGCCGCCCCACCACCCCCAUGCUCUCUGAUUCAGGGAACAGUAUUGAUGUUGGUAACCAGAGCCACGUAGACAAAACCUCAAUCCGCAGCAUGCUGGCAGUCAUAGACUAUCUCAGGCAACAGAGCCGCCCAGUGGCACCUGGAAGUAAUGAAUAUGGGACGGUGUGUGAAUCAAAUUUUUGGCUGGAUCUAAAUUAUCUGGAGGUGGCUGGAGCCGCUCAGAUGUGUUCUGCCCAUUUCACUGCUCUCCUGUACUCUGAGAUCUACAUGGACAAGAUCAGAUCCAACAUGGAGCAGAUCCGAAGGUCACAGUCUCGAGUGUCGAGACGGAUCACGUUUGAGGAAUGCAGCCAGACACUGUCCGUCAGCAGUGUGAAUGAAAAGAGUUUAGAGGACUCUGGCAUCAGUCUCCAGGAUCUUCUGAUUGAAGUGUACAGAUGCAUUGGAGAACCUGACAGCCUGUAUGGAUGUGGAGGAGGCAAGUUAAUCAGUCCUCUGACUAGAAUUCGAACAUAUGAACAUGAGGCCAUGUGGGACAAGGCUUUGGUUUCAUACGACCUCCACUCCAACCUCCCAGAGGUCACACGGCAGACCGGCAUAGUAGAGGGUCUGCAGAACUUUGGUUUGUGUAGUAUUCUAAACACGUAUCUUCAUGGGCUUGAGAAAGAAGGGGUGGAGUGGGGUCCUGAACUUCGAGAGCUACGCUUUCAGGCCGCGUGGAGAAACACACAGUGGGACUGUGACCUGCCUGAGAGAAAUGAGAAGCUGAAGCCUGGCAUCAAUGAGUCCUUGUUCAAUGCCGUCCAAGCUUUGAGAGAUAGAGAAUUCUCCCUAUUUGAGCAAACCCUCAACUACGCCAGAGGUCAUGAGGUCGAGGAGUUGUGUCGUGGCAGUCUGGAGGCCGUGUCUUCACUCUAUCCUGCUCUCUGUAACCUGCAGAGAAUUAGUGAACUCCAGAGUGUCGAGGAGCUUUUCUCCAGGUCUGUAACUGACUCCAGCCUUAAUGAAGUGUACAGGAAGUGGCAACAGCACUCAGAUCUCUUAACUGACAGUGAUUUCAGCCUGGUCGAGCCCGUCUUAGCCCUGCGCUCCUCCCUACAGGAAACACUGAUUUCCUCAGAGACAGAUCCAGACCGGAAGAACUACCUGAUUUCUGCCUAUUCCUCCCACCUGAUGGAGCUGUGCAAGCUGGCUCGUUCUGCAGGCAACACGCAGCUGGCAGAGCGUGCAGUUUUCCACAUGAAGAGGCACAGCCUGGUAGGUGCUGGUGGUGGCGGCAGCAGCUCGUGGGCCUGGCAGCUGGAGGAGGCGCAGGUGUUCUGGGUAAAGAAAGAGCACGGGCUGGCUCUGGGGCUGCUCAAACAGAUGAUCCAUGAACUAGAGGAUCUGGUGUGUGUGAACCCUGCUGUGGUGCCGGUGUAUUCGGAGUGCUUGAGACUGUGUGGAAGCUGGCUGGCUGAAUCCUGUCUGGAGAGCCCUGCUGUCAUACUGGAGAAAUAUCUGGAGAGGGCUGUGGAGGUCAUUGAAGACCACUGUGGUGAUUCAAACGCUAAACUUCAGAGCCAGAAGACCCAGGCUUUCUUUUCGCUUGCCCGUUUCUCUGAUGCACAGUAUCAGAGCAUCGAAAACUACAUGAAGUCAUCGGAGUUUGAGAACAAGCACGCUCUUCUGGAAAAGGCCAAAGAGGAAGUAGACCUGAUGCGGGAGAGGAAGGUCAUCAACAACAGAUACACAGUGAAAGUUCAGAGGGAACUAGAGCUGGAUGUCAAAGCACUGGCUAACCUGCAGGCCGACCGCAACCGCUUCCUCCUCAAAGCUGUGGAGAACUACAUUCAGUGCCUAGAACUGGGAGAGGAACAUGACACCUGGGUCUUCAGACUGGCCUCCCUCUGGUUGGAGAAUGCGGAUGUCAAAGCUGUAAAUGAUAUGAUGAAGCGUGGUGUAAAGAAAAUCCCGUCAUAUAAGUUCCUGCCCCUGAUGUAUCAGUUAGCCGCUCGAAUGGGCACCAAAGUGUCCAGCUCCGUGACCUCACAGGACGUGGGAUUCUAUACCGUUCUAAAUGAGCUGAUCUGUCAGUCAUCUCUUGACCACCCCCACCACACUCUCUUCAUCAUCUUGGCACUGGUCAACGCCAACAAGGAUGAGAGUUUCUCUCGCAGUCGUUCGUCCAAGAGCACUGCUCGCCAACCUUCACCUCUGGACCUGGAACGGGCUAAUGUCGCUCGUAAGAUUAUUGACGUGGUUCGUAAAAAGAGAGCCAAGAUGGUUAAAGACAUUGAGAUGCUUUGCAAUGCCUACAUCACUUUGGCAUACAUGGACGCCAGUCGCCAUAAAACUGAAAAGAAAGCCAUACCUAUUCCACCUGAACAACCCAUUAUGCAAAUCAAAGACCUUGAUGAUGUCAUCAUUCCCACCAUGGACAUCAAGGUGGAUCCAUCAGGCAGAUAUGAAGACCUUGUGACUAUCAGGUCAUUCAAACCUCACUUUCACUUGGCUGGAGGCGUCAACCUACCCAAGAUAAUCGACUGUGUGGGUUCAGACGGCAAGAGCAGGAGACAGCUAGUCAAGGGUCAGGAUGAUCUGAGGCAGGACGCAGUCAUGCAGCAGGUCUUUCACAUGUGCUCCACCCUCCUGCAGCGCAACGCAGAAACUCGCAAAAGGAAACUCAACAUCCGCCGUUACAAAGUGGUGCCGUUUUCCCAGCGCAGUGGUGUUUUGGAGUGGUGUUCUGGCACUGUGCCCAUUGGAGAGUUCCUGGUCGACCCACAGAAGGGGGCGCACAAACGCUUCUGCCCACAGGACUGGCCCAACAUGUCCUGUCGCAAGAAAAUGAUGGAGGCUCAACGGCUGGAAUUUGAUGAUAAACUGCAGGCUUUCACUGAGGUGUGUCAGAACUUCCGGCCAGUAUUCCGAUACUUCUGCAUGGAGAGCUUUCUGGACCCUGCAGUGUGGCUGGAGAGACGGCUAGCGUACACCCGCAGUGUGGCCACCUCUUCUAUCGUUGGUUACAUCGUUGGUCUGGGCGAUCGGCACAUUCAGAACAUUCUUAUUGAUGAACAGACUGCAGAACUGGUCCACAUAGACCUGGGUGUUGCGUUUGAGCAGGGUAAAAUCUUACCCACCCCUGAGACGGUUCCCUUCAGGCUGUCUCGAGACAUUGUGGAUGGGAUGGGCAUCACAGGGGUGGAGGGCGUCUUCAGGAGAUGUUGUGAGAAGACAAUGGAAGUUAUGAGGAGUUCUCAGGAAGCUCUGUUGACCAUUGUUGAGGUGUUGCUGUACGACCCUCUGUUUGAUUGGACCAUGAACCCUCUGAAGGCCUUCUACCUGCAGCAGCACGAUGAGCAUGCAGAGCUCCACGCCACACUCAACCCCACGCCAGGAGGAGACGAGAUCGACGCCCACCGCAAGGCCAGUGACAGUCAGAGCUUUAAUAAAGUGGCGGAGCGCGUGUUACUCAGACUGCAGGAGAAGCUGAAGGGUGUUGAGGAGGGGACGGUGCUCAGCGUGGGCGGCCAGGUAAACCUCCUCAUUCAGCAGGCAAUGGACCCCAAAAACCUCAGCCGCCUCUUCCCCGGCUGGCAGGCCUGGGUCUGAUACAUCAUGGUUACCACUUGAUAGAACGAUCACACACCAAAGAAAAUAAAUGCAAUCUGACAAUAGAAAUGUAACAAAUAGCAAAUAAAGUGGAAAUAUCUUAUGACUUAGUCGCAUGUGCUGGUUAACAUUGAAAUUCUGAAUGUAUAUCUUUAAUGCUUGUUGCACUAUUAGCUUGUAUAUAAUUGAAUUAAAUAAAUAUAUUUAGUACUUAGCAAUGAUCGCUAUAUCUUAAUACUUUUGGUGAACACCUGAACAGUCUUUCAAAUUUUUUUUUUUAAACCAUAAGCUUUGAAUUGUAUGUAUUAAAAAGAAAGAGGAAAUGAAAAUAAAAAAUCAUAUACAGAAGUGAUCAUUAUUUGGUUCAUUUUGUAGGGUGUACUUUAUGUACAGUACAGAUAUUGCUCGUACUGUAAAUCGUUGUUGUUUUCAUGCCAUAUUUGAUGCACAAUAAAUCACGGUAUAAACCGUUUAAUUCU
Molecule: messenger RNA, 9940 nt
Organism: Cyprinus carpio (common carp)
Lineage: Eukaryota; Metazoa; Chordata; Actinopteri; Cypriniformes; Cyprinidae
Gene: atm
Product: ATM serine/threonine kinase
Exons: 63
Coding region: 177-9461 (3094 amino acids)
Biological process (GO): DNA repair
Molecular function (GO): protein binding; protein serine/threonine kinase activity
Source: RefSeq, a predicted model, not a curated record